UAUUUAUUGACUCCACCUCUAAGCAUUGCCUGUGCUUUUUUUUUUGUUUCUGUAGCGCAACGCGGUCGUUCCUGACGAAAAUGGAUAACUCCUCUCAACUUUGCAAACUUUUUGUUGGUGGAUUGAACGUAGAUACCGACGAUGAUGGGCUCCGCAAGCAUUUUGAGCAGUACGGUCAACUGACCGACUGCGUUGUAGUUGUGAAUAAGCAGCUACAGAGGUCCCGCUGUUUUGGCUUUGUAACCUACUCGAGCGCUGAGGAGGCAGAUGCAGCAAUGGCGGCAAGGCCACAUGUCGUUGAUGGCACCAACGUGGAGUUGAAAAGAGCGGUCGCUCGUGAAGAUGCCGGUAAACCCGAGGCACUCGCCAAGGUCAAGAAAAUAUUCAUCGGGGGACUGAAAGACGACAUCGAAGAUGAACAUCUGAAUGAGUAUUUUUCCCAGUUCGGCGAGAUCGAGAAGGCCGAAGUUAUCGCAGAGAAGGAAACCGGAAAGAAAAGAGGUUUUGGUUUUGUUCACUUCACAGAUAACGAUUCGGCCGAUAAGGCAGUGGUACUUAAGUUCCACAACAUCAAUGGGCACAAGGUGGAGGUGAAGAAAGCCCUCACAAAGCAGGAGAUGCAAGCUACGGGCCGUGGCGGAAGGGGAGGAAGAGGCAUGAGAGGAGGACAAAAUGGCUUCGGAGGCGGCAGAGGUGGUUACGACAGCUACGGGGGUGGUUUCGGUGGGGGCUACGGGGGCAGUGCUGGUGGCUAUGGCGGUGGCUACGGAAGUGGAGGCUACGGCGGUGCCUAUGGGGGAGGCGCAAGCUACGGAGGUGGUUACGGCGACCAGAUGGGAGGCUAUGGUGGCGGCAAUGGCUACAGUGACUUUGGCAGUGGGUACAGCCAGCAGUCCUCCGGUUAUGGGCCCAUGAAAGGCGGCACCAACUACGCUGGUAGGAGCCCUGCUCCCUACGCCCCCCGAGGCGGUGCAGGUGGCUACAGCAGAGGAGCGUAUGGCGGCUACUAAACCGGUGGCUACGCUACGACAGACUAUUUGAAAAUACAUCUCCACACAUACCCGUCUGAUCUUCAAACCGUACUCAAAAUUCAGUCCACGGGCAUUUGGCAAAUGCGGACACUGUGACACCAAAUCAUUGAAGACCUCGAAACCAAACAGGUAGGAAGAUCACUUCCCAGAACCUGAUUUGCACGUCCAGCUCUUGCUAUAGGACACGUUCGAUUGCUAAAUUCAUUUAUGUUCCAAGAUGAGGGCGUGUAGCUGUCGUUAGUUGACCUGCUUUUUAUUUUACGUAUGCGUACAUUCGUGUUUAGGUUAGUUACAUUUUGUUUUGAUACUAUACUUUCUCUUAUCUCCAUUUUAGCAAGUAGUAAGGAAAUUCCCAUGGAUCUAGUCUAGAGGAUUGGGACGCAUGUGCUAUAUAAUUGGAUUUAUUAGCUGACUAUGUAAAUGUGUAUUCUGUCCACUAGCCUAUAGGUUGUUGGGUACGCGUAUUUGGUGGGCCGGAUCCAGUUUAAACGUUUAAUUUUCUUGCCAAAAUGUUUUGUAAGUUAACGAAGUACGUCAGUAAUUUCCCCACACAGAGCGUUCAGCUAUGAGCUGACCGUUCCUUUAAUUUACUACAUAAAUCUCAUGUAUAUUGUAUAAUCUGUCUGAACAUCAAACUACAAUUGUUAAGCAUUGGUAUGCAUAUGUAUGUUCAUUUGAAAUAAAGAGUUAAACAAAUUUAGCUAGUUUUUAUUCAUUUUACUAGGAUGCCAUAAGUCCACUUCUGAUAUUGGUUAUAUUAUGUGAUAUAUUUGAUCUUUAGUAGCUUCAUGGCAUUUCUUCCAUUACACUUCCUGGGUGAAGGAUCAGUUUUCCCAUGGCCAAUGCAUGAAGGCGUUGUAGGUUUGCAAUAACAUUGUUCCAUGUUACCAGGCGUUUUGAAUAUUGUGGACCUGGGGGCUCAUUUUCUUUGAUUCCUGCAUUUAGGUGUUCAUACUGUUAUCCAAGUACGCCAAAAUAGCAGUAUCAGUUUGACUUUAUACAGGAACCCCGUGCAAUACCUGGGGUCGAUUGUCAUAGGAUUCUGAAAUAUCUCUUUAGGAUCACAUCCAGCAAACUAGGUAUGUAAAUCAACCUGUCUUUACUGUGUUGGUCAAGUAUUCAGAUAUGGUACUGAAAUGUACUCGAUGUCACCUAUUUAUAGUUCUUGCAUUUAUCCAUAGUCGCUCUUAUUUUGCCCUGUGCAUCUUAGUUUACAUGUUUACUGCACGCAUUUGGUCCUAAAUCUAAAAUUAGGCUGAAGCGAUUAAGUGCACAUUCUACAUUAAUGAAUCUAUAAACUGGCACGUUAGGCAUACCUCAUGGCAUAAUGCUUUAACUGCAGUGUCUCAUUCUUUACUCUUCCCCUCUCCGCCAGGUAGCCAUGGAAACCAAUCUGGCAACGACUUGGCUACAUCAAGACCGGUGGUGGGGGGCACAGCUAAAGCUGUCCCACUGCCGCAGGUGAUUUGGAAUACCAGGACCUUAUGCCCAUAUAAAAUCGGGUUGCAGUGGCCAGCAGCUAUCUACUUGUGUCAAGUCAAUCUAGGUGGUUGGUGUAAUUGACUUCUUUGGUUCUCUUACCCUUUGUAGGAAGACUGGGUGUGAAUGUUCGAUCGUGUACUAUGGAAAACUGGACACUGCAUUGUUGCCCUUCAAACCAGUUGGUUUGAAGAACAUUGUGUUGAAUGGGAGUUACAGCCUAGGGCUUGCACUCUUUACUCAAAUGUUUGCAAAUAACAAUUAGUUACUCUAAACUUGUUAAUUCAAGUUAGCUUCUCCAUAUUUUAGAGAAGGUAGCCAAUUUGCUUUGAGCAUUUCUUUCCAUGUAUUGUUCCUUUGCAGCUGACCAUGUUUAGUAAUGUUUGCAAUAAAAUGAGUACCUAUUG
This is a messenger RNA of Oncorhynchus mykiss (rainbow trout), 2917 nucleotides long. NCBI's taxonomy places the organism in Eukaryota, Metazoa, Chordata, Actinopteri, Salmoniformes, Salmonidae. The record is from RefSeq and is a predicted model, not a curated record.